AUGAAUCUUUGCUUACGACGAGCGCAGGUCUGGGUUAUCCCAGAGACCAACGAGGUCUUUACGAAUUAUGAACCAUACCUUCAGCGAAUGGAUUUUUACAAGCAAAAGCGAUUUAUUUGCGAGAUUACUGGUCAUUCGGGAUUGACAUUCUUCGAAGCCCUUAGGAGCGAACCAGCCACUGGCGACGUCCACCUUGACCGUCCCUCGUUCAGACCCGCUGAUAACUGGCAGGAAUUCAAGCAGGAUUUUUAUCCUGGGGAGCCCGUUUUGAUUCUGCUCGAGGACAACACCCGUCUCCAUGGCAUGAUCCGAGACAAGGCGAAUUUCGCGGAGCAGCGAUAUCCCGACGGAACGCUCAAAGCUCCAGCAUAUGCAACAUACCUUGUGAAAGUUUUGGAUCGUCCCAAUGAGGAGGCUUUGUUAGACCAGGACCACAUCACUCGUGACCGCAAGACGUUCACGAAGCAAAUGUUACGUGCUUUCAUCAAAAAUAACGUUACUAGGGAGUCUUGGAACGGAGCUCCGUGGCUAGUCAAACCGUCCGUCGCGGAAGAGUACAAGAUACCGACCGAGGUCCCCAAGCAUUUGCAGUAUGGUGCAAGGGUGGCUGAGAAAAAGGCGCAGAAAAAGGCUGAUCAGGAAGGAUUUUUUGGGUUCUUUUCAUCGCAGCAAUUGCCGGAGUUGAAGCCUGCAGCCAAGGGACAAAAAAAUAAACUCUCGCCUCAGGAUUUGGCGCGGUCGAAGGAGGCUCAGUACUUGGAGUAUCAACGCUCGCUCAAUGGGAAUCCCACCUUUGUUGUGUCCCAUAAGCUCCCCAACGCUCCCUCCCGCCCGCUGAAGCCCCAAGACGAAAAGAAGUCACAACCUGUUCCUACAGUCAUCGUCAAGACCGAGCCCCCCAAGCCGCCGACUCCACCUCCAAUUAAGUAUCCCAUCGAAGAUCUGGAAAUUCCACCGGAUCGCGAGAAGAAGAAGCAACGACCGCCGCUGAAAUUUCUUGCAGCCGAUGAAGAUGAUGAUCCUAAUGAUGAAGAGCUGUUGCAUGACAAGAUAGAAAUGCAAUCAGUGGGCCUGCUAUUGGAGACUUGGAACACUCUCAACGUUUACUGCGAAGUAUUCCAGCUAGACUCGUUCACAUUUGAUGAUUUCCUUCAGGCAAUGCGCUUUUCGUCGGAUGAAGUGGAAUGCGAACUUUUUGUGGAAAUCCAUUGUGCUGUCCUGAAGAAGCUCGUCAACGCCGAGAAUGAUGACGAAGGGGCCGUACAAGUCUCAUUGCCGGACCUUCCUGAUGUUGAAUCAGAUGAUUCUGAAGCUGAUGAGGAGGAUGAGGAGGAGGAGGAAAAGGAGCCGUCCCCGGAGCCUGAACCUGUUGUGACGAGAAUGACCACGCGAAGUAGCUUGGCCAAAGCGGAGGCGGAAAAUUUGAAAGCACAGGCGAAUCGUAGUCGUGCAAACUCAGAAGAUAUUAAAAUUCAUCGUGCAGCGGAGAUGUUUGGAGAUUACGGGUGGAUCGAACGUUUACGAAAACGAGAUUUCCGUCACGGUGGAUGGCAGAUGGUGAUGGUCGGCCUUCUGCAUCAACUGUCAGCCCGACCACGGAUGGAAAAGGUUUGCAACGACAUUUUGAAGCAUCUCGCGCCACUUGAUGCCGAGCCUACCCAAGAAACAGUGCAAUCCCAGUACGCCACGUUAAACGUCAAUCUGCGCGUCCAGGCUCUUCAAAUCAUCUGCAUUCUCAGCUUGGAAACGAAGGCUAUUCGAAACUACCUGGAGGAGUGCAGCAAUCAGAUGACCGAGUUCCGCAAGGAAAAGAUCGAGUAUCAGAGGGCUCGGAAAGUAGCGCUCGAGGAACUCCGUCGAUUGCAUCAAGAGCGGAAGGCGCUCCAACCGGAGCAAGAAAAGUCACCGUCCCCAGUGCCUGAAUUAGAAGCUUUGGAAGAUUCUAAAAUGUCAGGCGUGGACGGCGACUCUGAGCAGGUCAUGGAUACCGAGGAUGACGAUGUGCCACAGCAACGGUCGCUCCGCGGAGGUUUAGACAGAAUUCUUGAACGAAAGCGAAAACAGGAAGAGGAGCGGGAGAGAAAGGAGCAACUGGCCAAGCAGCCAAAAGGAUCGAAGCAGUACCAAAGGGUCUUGAAGAAAAUCGAAGACCAGAAAGCUACUGUUGAGAAACUGGAGAAGAAGAUUGAGGUGGUGGAUAAUGAUCUAAGAGAAGCCGAUUGUCCGCGGACUAGGUGCCUUGGGAAGGAUCGUUUCUGCAAUCGAUACUGGUGGUUCGAACGCAACGCGAUGCCGUAUGGCGGCAUGCCCAACAGCUCAACAGCGGAGGCUCAUUAUGCAAAUGGUCGCCUCUGGGUCCAGGGUCCUGAUGAGAUGGAGCGCGUGGGAUUUAUCGACGUGCCGGACGAUCAGCGGAAACAGUAUCAGAAAGAAUUUCACACUACCCCUGCAGAGCGGAAGAAGAACGAGGAAGGGCCUACCAGGCUUUCCACUGCCCACGAAUGGGGCUAUUAUGAUGAUCCAGACGUGAUUGACAAAUUGAUCGACUGGUUGGAUCCACGAGGUAAUCGCGAGUCCAGACUACGCAAGGAGCUCCAGCUGCAGCGCGACCAUAUAGUCAAAUACAUGAAGUGCCGGAAGAAGUACCUGGAGCAGACAGCCGAACGAGCAGAAUCUGAGGAGCUGCAGACAAAGCGAAUGACAACGCGGAACAAGACCUACGUGGACGACCACAAGCAUCGCUGCUUGAAAUGGCGGAACACGACAGCCCUGUCGGAGAACGGCCAUCUACAUGUUGACCCUUCACGGCCCUCAAAACGGGCCAAGAGAGUGACGGACGAAUCUAAGGAGAUUAAGGCGACAAGUCGGCAGGGCAAGCCGCUGACUCGGCAAGGUACGCGCUACAAUUUCUGA
This is a messenger RNA of Aspergillus fumigatus Af293, 2913 nucleotides long. Lineage: Eukaryota; Fungi; Ascomycota; Eurotiomycetes; Eurotiales; Aspergillaceae. The record is from RefSeq and is a predicted model, not a curated record.